Tuber aestivum (summer truffle) is the source of this 6307-nucleotide messenger RNA. The record is from the annotation of a GenBank genome assembly. NCBI's taxonomy places the organism in Eukaryota, Fungi, Ascomycota, Pezizomycetes, Pezizales, Tuberaceae.
AUGGAGAACUAUUCCGUUGAAUUACCUUACGGCUCGCGCUUUGGGUUUCGUACCCCUCCACCGGAGUUUGCGCAGAACGCUGUUGAGCCCCUCUCGCCCAUACCAGGCCCUACAGCCCCGAAAGACGCGCCCUACCCCCCGCUCCCACUCUUCCAAUCUUCCUCAUUUAACAGUUCCCCCACCUCUAAUGCUAGAGCACUGUACAACCAUCCUACGAAUAUGUCCGCACCUGCGCAUACCUUUCCAUCCCCUCCGCUGUACUCGGCCGAGGCGAGUUCGAACCCUAUGCUAGCUUUUGCGGACAUCGCGCUUGCCUACACUCCUGCCAUCUUCUCAACUCCCCGCACGUCUACGCUCGCUACUGCCCCAAUCGCAUCGACCUCUACAUCCUACUCUCCUCCCACCUCGAGUCUUAUGCCUAUUUCGUCCCCCGUAAAUGUUCCUAAUGGCGCCCCGAACGGCGAAUCCUCCAACCAACUCUCCGAAGCUCCAUCCACGCCCUACAAGCCUGGGCCUUUACCGCCACUCGCUUACCCUCCUGUUUCGGUGGAUCGGAGCCCCAAACGGACCUCCAAACGGACGAGGAGGAAGAAAGCCGGGGACAACUCAGCACGCGACGAAGCUGCAGUGAGGGGAACCCCCAGGUCUACGCGCGGUGAUCGAGGGUAUGCACGCGGUCGACCUUCAAGUAAUAUUAGAUGGGUCAAUUCGAGCCCUGCCUCGGAGCAUCGUUUGGCACCUCUUCAGAGCUCCCCCGCGGCUCAGUAUUUCCACCCACCAGAGGCUGAACCGCCAAGUCCAUCACCAGCUUAUUCACCUUAUCCGUCUCGCCCUGCGACACCGGUGACGGCUCCUCAGGGCACGGAAGCUUUCGCUGGAUCUACAGUUAUUAAAGGCAACGGCGUCUUUGGAGUUUACCCGGAACUACACCCUGGGAGUAAGAUAGGGACUAGACGCGUGGAUGAGCCUACUCAGCCGAGCACUGAAUCUCAAGUUAACGCUCUUGGACAAGAAACUUGCAGGCCGGCUUCUGGUUCGGAAGUCGAGUCGGGGCUUCCGACUGGAGAGUUGAAUGGGCACCAGUCACUGGAGAAAAUUGAUAAUGUGUCCACCGAAAUUUCCAUCGAUACAGUCCCAUACUCUAUCCGCCUGGUUGGAGCUUCCGUAGAAGCGAAUUUUACUGCUGUCUCACAGCAGCUGGCCGGUGGGUCUGUGGAGCCCACGAUUGGGAUGACAGCGACCAAGGAGCUGGAUGCCCAACACGCACCUGCUGCCCUAGAAGCACUUGCAACUAGCAACGUUAACACAGUUUCCCUCCCGGGUAUGUUUACCUUAGUGGCCCACUUCUAUCUGGGCAUGUAAUGUUAAUAUAAGCUUCUCCGUAUCAGCACCAGAGACCCUACAGGAUAACAGUACCAUUCUUAGCAAGAGAGAGCAGUCGCCUGAGGAUGAUUUUAUGGGUGAGUGCAUGUCAGAGUGGUGUCGGAAUGGGACCAUUCCCCUUGGGUCUCUUGGCUUUCGCACCUUCUCGGUGUAUUUGCGCGCUGACAUUGUUUGAUACUCGGGGAUAGAUAUGGACGAGGUGGAGGGUGUGGCUCUGGUUUCGUGGGAGCGCGCGCCUGAUAUCCAAAAAGGAAACGAGCUAGAUAAAAUGGACAUCACGGAGGACACUGGAGGUAUGUUGUGCUCGGAUUGUCUGCGUUGGGCUCUUUACUAACCUCGGGGCUAUAGAGCCGGGUGAAAUAAUAAUUGACACAGAACCAACUGCUUCGCCCUCAGUUGCUCGGGAUAAAGGUGACCUAAUUCCCCCAGCAAUUGCGAGUGGCGGUGCUGGGGCCCAGAGCCUAGAGGCCGGUGUCGCAAUGGAAGGUCAGCCAGUGGAAUCGAACGAACGUAGUUUGGCACUUAUUGUUUCUGAAACUCUUGAAGAGCUGAACACUAUUCGAGAGGGAAGCAUAGACUAUGAGGUCGAGAACGCGGUUGGUUCUUUUUCCCAUCUUUUCAUCUUUCUUUCCUGCGAUCUUUCCUCGGAAUUUGACUAUUUGUGUAUCCUAACAAGAAGUUUACUAAUUUCUAGUGUCAGGCUGGCGACGAGCCUGUAUUCGGCGCUGGUGGCGCUGUAGAGGUCGGGAUUCCUCCAGAAGUGAUUAGUCCCGAAGAGCCAACUGCCGGAGUGAGCUUGCGAGUAUCCGAGUCAACCACCUCGGAUCCUGAGCGGGACAAACUGGAUGGUGCAGAGUACCAACAACUGCGGGUUCUAUCACCCACCGGGGAAUCCCCACGAGAGCCGGAAAACCCCAGCGACGAAAAGUGUGAAACUUGUCUUGGGCCGUAUCAGGAUGGACAUGGGUUCAGGUUUGAUCAGAUUGCUUGGAUAGGUUGCGACGGCUGUGGUACUUGGCAUCAUUCUCGCUGUGUUGGUCUUGAUAAUGAAAUGGUCAACAAAAUUGACAAGUUUUACUGCUCAAGAUGUGCCGAAGUACGCGGGCCUUCCACAAGUAAGUACACGACCAGACCUGUUAGAAGAUUUGAGUCAUCUCAUAGUAUGUGCAGUGAAGCGGAAGUCCAACCGGCCAACAACUGCGAUUGAUUAUAAUGCCUUGCACAAUGGAUCCUCCGCGCCGAUUAAGAAUCCAGUUGACGGAAAGCUACAUCCAUAUGUUGAGAUUAUUCGGAAUCGUACGUUCACUUUUGCCGACGAUAAGCUACCUCGCAUGCGCCCUGAACAGGUUACUGUCGAGUUCCUUGAGGACCUGCCUAACGGGUGGAAUCAACCUUUCAUUGUUCCGGCUGAAUCGAACCCUGCGCCGUGGGUUACACCCCCGAAGACGACCACCCUGGACUUGGUUGAGAAUGCUAUACCGCAAACCCCGAUUGAAGAGCAUUCGAGCCUCAUAGCCACUCCACCACCCCCACCUCUCGCCACCUGCGAUGACAGCGCGGCUGAUAGAUCGGCGACCCCCGGCCUCCUGUCCAAGGCCGAGAACCGAUUGCCAGAGAUGACAUUGGAUAAUGGGGACUUUGACCCUGCAGAGGUUGACCGUUUGAAGCAAACUCUUCGUGAGGGUGAAUACGAUGUUAAGCAACGGCGCCCGGGAGCCGACAACCUGGAUAUGAUCAUUCCACCUGGCUUGACAGUUCGCAGGGUUGGCGAGCUAAUUGGUGAAUCGGCUCGUGUUGAAAUGAUCAAUGUUCUUAGCCAAGCCACUGAGAAGGAUGACAAAUGGCAAAUGGAACAGCUCGUCAAUUAUUUCGAGAGCGACGUGAGGGACGUAAUCUAUAAUUGCAUAAGCUGUGAGGUUUCGAAUUCCGAAUUGGGCACCAUGAUCUCUAGGCCUCAAGUUGUGAGGUAGGUUAGAUGAGUUUGGGCUCUGAAUGACAUGUGCUAACACUGGUGACUAGGGAUUUGGAUUUGGCUGAUAAAGUUUGGCGUCCUGACCCAGCACCUCCAAUAGGCUCCGAAGCCAAGCCCCGCGUCGGCAAGUAUGUCCUUAUGUCUGUUGCAGACUCCUUCACGGAUUUCCACAUCGAUUUUGCUGGGUCCUCGGUGUUUUAUCACAUCUACGAGGGGGAGAAAGUUUUCCUUGUAAUACCGCCUACGGAGCAAAAUCUUGAGAUUUACGAGAAGUGGUCGAUGGACCCGAACAUGAACACGACCUUCUUCCCCACUCUGACUAGUGAUCCUUGCACCCUCGUCACUCUCAACAAAGGAGAUACUAUGUUUAUACCGUCUGGCUGGAUACACGCAGUCUACACCCCCAGAGAUAGCCUGGUCGUCGGCGGCAACUUCCUCACGCGAAACCAUUACGCGAUGCAGAUGAAGGUACAACGAAUCGAGGUUGUCACUGAUACUAAGUUGAGCCAGCGGUAUCCAAAGUAUACCACACUCAUGUGGCAUCUCGCAUAUAACUACAUGGUAAAGGAUCCAAUUUCCGACGAGGUUGACGAGGCCCUCGGGCGUGGGAGGAUUUUGAAGCGGACGAAACACCGGUCCCCCAAGACCGCCAGGACAUACACACAGCAAGAAUUGGAGGGACUUCCCGCUCUGUGCAAUUUUCUUUUGCGGACCGCGCUUGUUUCGUGUGGCACAAUCACUACCUCGUUGGUACCUCGUAGGCCAAAUUUGACGGGGAAGCAGAUAGAGGCGGUAAAGAAGGCUAUCCCUGCGCCGAUUAGCCAGGAGCCUGUGGAAUGGAUCAAGAGGUUUGGCCGCUGGUGUGUUUGGAAACGUGCCUGCCAGAGACUUGUUCCGAACGGUGAGAGGGUCCCAGAAUGGGCUUUGGAGAGCUGGUGGCCCGAAGACGGGCCGAAAAAAGGGCCUAGCCAGGCUGCCCUCCGGAGAGCUCAGAGAGCGCGCGAAGAGGAAGCGAGGAAAGCGGAGCCUCCUCGACGUCCAGGCCUCAGAGUUCGAGCCAUUCGUGCUGAAAGCACAGUUUCCUCCGAAUCUGAGGUGGGGCAGGGGGAAGGUGGGGCUUCCAAGCCGCGACCAAAAAAGAGGGCGAAUGGCCCUGAGGCUCCACCGGGCACAAGGAAGAGGGGUCGGCCGCCCAACAAGCCGCAGCCGCCACCAGCCUUUGAUGAUGGCGAUCACCUCUCCGUUGGCAAACGGAAGAUGACUAUGGUCGAGGGGGAGGAUGGUGAGGCGUUUACAUUGUCCGACGGCUGUACUUAUGUUCGCAAGCUAUCCAACCUGGGACCUCCGAGGGCUGGAUGCCAGAACUGCAGGCUGAAGAAGACCGGAUGCAAACACAAGUCCGAAAUUGCGCAAUUAUUGGCAAGAUUAGAGGCAAGCGAUAGAGCAGCAAAGGCUGCCCGAGGCGAGCGUGAAGGCCGGAGGGUCGAGCCGGUGCUUGCUCCGGCGCCCAUUGGGGAGGUUGACCGUAAGGAGAUGACCGAGGUACAGGUUGUCGUGCCAAAGCCGCCAAAGGAGAGAAAGACUCCCACGCCCAAGGCAAAACCUUCCACUCCGGCUCUAAAGCGGGCAUUACCUAGCGACGCAAACGAAUCUAUGGAAGAUGCAGAAGCGGCCUCACAGCCUCCUCUAAAGAAGAAGCGGGUAGUGGUGCAAGUGGAGCGGGAAGGAUCAUUCAAUCCCAGCACUCAGAGCAUGGCAGGCGGGCGCCCACCCGGAUUCCAAGGACGGAAGCCAUCCUGUGACAGGUGCAAGGAAUUGAAGGUAUGCUGGAAAUGAUCGUUCUAUCCGGAUUUUGCGCUAACCUCUAAAAAUAGGCGAGGUGCCCACAUGACACUUGGCACUUGGCAAUCGAGCGACAGACGACGAGAGCACAGAAGGCCGAUAAGCCAAAGAGCCAUAAGAAGGGCGGCGGGCGUCUCUCGCUCGGCAAGGCAACCAAAACUUCCUGGGAUGGAGCACGCCAACCCCCGGUCCAGAGGAGACAUUCGUCUGCCGGAAACACUUCUACCGCUGCGGAUGAGGAGACCUCCGAGCCAGAAGAGACAGAGCCAGUCCUUGAGGAGAUCAUCGUUGUUAGUAGCAAGCCGCCUUCAUCCCGUCUUCCUGUCCCGGAGGUCCGCAUUAUCAAGACCCCAACGAAGGCCGCCACCCCGCCAGCUGAGAAAGACUCCUUCGAGCUCGACCUGUCUAUCCUCGAGGAGCCAAUGUCAUAUAAACCCCGCGUGUCGCAUACCCCCGAAGACCCAUCGAUAAUGGCCCCCCCAUUAGAUGACCUAGAAGAACCCUCAAAGCCUACCGAUCCUCAAUCCCCCCCCCCUCCCAUCCCCCUCCCCUCCACCGACCACCACCUCACCAACCGCCGCCCCACUCACCAAUGUAUUCCCUACCCCAACAACUUCCUCCUCUUUCGUCGCUCCCGAAAUUCUAACCCCGGCCACGGAUCCUACCCCGGUCACGGAACCUGCCCCAUUCACGGAUCCUGCCCCAUUCACAGAUCCUAUACCAUCCACGGAUCCUACCCCAUUCACAGAUCCUACCCCAUCCACAAACGGCACCACUAUGGCCGCUACUACCACUACCUCUACAACCUCAAUCGGCAAGAAAGCAGACUACCCCCGCCUAACCCACCGCGCCCCAAAGCCAAAAGUCACAUACACAAAGACCACCAAAACUGUUAAGCGGAAGGAAGACGAAGACUGUAUCUCUCCACCAGCUACAACUAAGUUCGCGAAAUCGAUAUCUCCCGCGUUGGCCAGCGGUGGGCGGAGCGGCAGCGGUGGGUCCGGGAAGAGCGUGUCUCCGGUUCUCGCCGAGGAGGACUUGCAAGUUGAGGAGAUCAAGCGCAUGGCGGCGAAGGAGGAGUUUGGCUUGAGGGUUAGGAGAAGUUCUUAG